UUUAGAAAUUGGAGGUUUUUCUUGGUUUAAGGAGAUCUGUUACAGACUUUUAGUUAUAAUUAUGAAAUUUCCAUAGACACCUUAUAAAGUGUUUAAAUUCUGGAUAUUUUUGGUCUAGACCUGACUCCAAACAAAAUCAAUAUAUGAAAACCUCAGACUUCCCCCCUUCCUUCCCUCCCCUCAAAAAACAACUGGGUAUAAUUUUUUCCUCUCUAAUAAGCACCCUUAAUGUUUUCUUUUAAAUAGAGAUUUUCUAAUGCAUUUUAAGCCAUUUGAUUUUCCAUGACUUUUACUAGAGCAUCUGCUGCAAAAGGGCAGGGAUUGUGGGUUUUUAUUCCUAUAUCCUCAGUGUGUAACACUCAGUACAUAUUUCCUGACUUACUGCUUAUGUAUUCUUAUGACACUCAGAUUUCUUUGCUUGCCGAAACCUAGCCCCAUGUAUUCUUUUGCCUGCAGGUCAUUUUUUUUAAUGACUUUAUUUUUCAGAGCAGUUUUAGAUUCACAGCAAAAUUGAGCAGAAGGUACAAAGAUUUCCCAUAUAUUGUGCCCUACUCAUGCAUAACCUCCCCCAUUAUCAACAUCUUCCACCAGAGUGAUACAUUUGUUACAACUGAUGUACCUACACUGACACAUUAUCACCCAAAGUCCAUGUUUACGUUAUGGUUCACUUUUGGUGUUGUGUAUUAUGAGUAUUGACAAAUGUAUAAUAAUGUGUAUCCACAAUCGUAGUAUCACACGGAAUAGUUUCACUGCCUUAAAUAUCCUCUGUCAUCUACCUAUUCAUCCCUUCCUCCUCCCUAACCUCUUUUUACCGUCUCCAUAGUUUUGCCCUUUACAGGGUGUUACAUAAUCGGAAUCAUACAGUAUGUACCCUUUUCACAUUGGUGUCUUUCGUUUAGUCAUAUGCAUUUGUUUCCUCCAUGUCUUUUCAUAGCUUGAUAGCUCAGUUCUUUUUAGCACUGAGUAUUCCAUUCUCUGGAUGUGUAAGUUUAUUUAUCUACUCACCUACCAAGGGACAUCUUGGUUGCUGUCACGUUUGGGCAAUUAUGAAUAAAGCUGCUGUAAACAUCUGUGUGCAGGUUUUUGUGUGGACAUAAGGUUUCAGCUCCUUUGAAUGAUAGCUGGAUCUUAUGGUAAGAAUAUGUUUAGUUUGUAUUUGUAAUCAGCUGCCAUGCUGCCUUCCAAGAGGCUGUACCAUUUUGCGUUCCACCAGCAGUGCAUGAGAAUUCCUGUUGCUCCACAUGGCCACCAGCAUGUUGUCAGUGUUCUGGGAUUUGCCAUUCUAAUAGGUGUGUGGUGGUAUCUUAUUUUUGUUUUAAUUUGCAUUUCCCUGAUGACUAAUGAUGUGGAGCAUCUUUUCAUAUGCUCCUUUGCCAUCUGUAAAUCUGAUGAGAUGAGAUGUCUGUUAAGGUCUUUAGCCCAUUUUUUAAUUAGCAUGUUUGUUUUCUUGCUGAGUUUUAAGAGUUCUUUGUGUAUUUUGGGUAACAGUCUUUAUCAGAUAUGUCUUUUGCAAAUAUUUUCUCCCAGUCAGUGGUUUGUUUUUUCAUACUUUUGACACUGUCUUUUCCUACAUGUCAUUUUCCACUUUUGUGUACCAAGGUACUUCAAAUUUAUGUGUCCAAAACUAAAACCUUUGUUUCCAACCAUCCAAGGUUCUCAUCUCCUGUAUCCAGUUAGUUAGUCAUCAAGCCCUGAUUUUUCUGUUUAUGUCAGAUCUGGCUUUGCUUCUCUCUCUCCCUCAUUUUCACAUGUCCUUCUCUUCUACUUUCUAAGUGUCUGUCUGCUUUUGGUCUCUUCCUCCUCCUUUCAGUUAUUCCUCCUUUAAUUUAAAGGGGCUUUCUAACAUAGGUGACUUACAAGGCCUUCCGUUUAAAGUCCCAAGUUCCUUGACAUGGUUAGUUAGUACACAGCCCCUUCUGGAGCUGGCUCUUGUUACUUUCCUGCCAUUUUCAGCUAUGUACUUGCAAGUUCCUAUAUGCACGGUAUUUUCUCUUUUCCAGCAAAGCUCUACAAUUUCACCUGAGACAUCACUUAGCUGAGGCGCUCUUCCUGGACCCCCCCCCCCCACCUUGAAUUGGAUGUCAUCUCCCUGUGUUCCCAUAACACUUUCUGCUUGGCCCCAAGCUAUUCACCAGACUAAUUUUUCUCUACUACUUUGCCUCCCCAGAUAGACUGCAAUCUGUAUGAGGACUUUGCCUUGAUCACCCUUGUCUAGAGUUUAGCACUGUUUCUGGCAUGUAGUUGGUGCUCAAAAUGAGCCGUCAGACUGCAACAGCAUUACCUACUGGAACCUCAAAGUGUACACCGUCCCAGAGGGUGCCUGCCCUGACUGGCACGACCGCAUCCAACAAUGACUUGGCGAGUCUUUUUGAGUGUCCGGUCUGCUUUGACUAUGUCUUACCACCCAUUCUUCAGUGUCAGAGUGGCCAUCUUGUUUGUAGCAACUGUCGCCCAAAGCUCACAUGUUGUCCAACUUGCCGGGGCCCGUUGGGAUCCAUUCGCAACUUGGCUAUGGAGAAAGUGGCCAAUUCAGUACUUUUCCCUUGUAAAUACGCCUCUUCUGGAUGUGAAAUAACUCUGCCACACACAGAAAAAGCAGACCACGAAGAGCUCUGUGAGUUUAGGCCUUAUUCCUGUCCGUGCCCUGGUGCUUCCUGUAAAUGGCAAGGCUCUUUGGAUGCUGUAAUGCCACAUCUGAUGCAUCAGCAUAAGUCCAUUACAACCCUGCAGGGAGAGGAUAUAGUUUUCCUUGCUACAGACAUUAACCUUCCUGGUGCUGUUGACUGGGUGAUGAUGCAGUCCUGUUUUGGCUUUCACUUCAUGUUAGUCUUGGAGAAACAGGAAAAAUACGAUGGUCACCAGCAAUUCUUUGCAAUUGUACAGCUGAUAGGAACACGCAAGCAAGCUGAAAAUUUUGCUUAUCGACUUGAGCUAAAUGGUCAUAGGCGGCGAUUGACUUGGGAAGCCACUCCUCGAUCUAUUCAUGAGGGAAUUGCAACAGCCAUUAUGAAUAGUGACUGCUUAGUCUUUGACACCAGCAUUGCACAGCUUUUUGCAGAAAAUGGCAAUUUAGGCAUCAAUGUAACUAUUUCCAUGUGUUGAAAUGGCAAUCAAACAAUUUCUGGCCAGUGUUUAAAACCGUUGCAUUCAAUUUCACAGAGAAUAAGGCACCCAUCUGUCUGCCAACCUGAAACUUUUGGUAGGUGGAAGCUAGACACAUGAAGGUAAAUAAAAGGAAAGGCUGUUAAAUACAGGAAACAGUUGCAUGUAGUAACACUAAUAUAUUUAAAAAUAAGUCAACAGUAAACCACUGAAAAAAAAUAUAUAUAUACACCCAAGAUGGGCAUCUUUUGUAUUAAGAAAGAAAGCAUUGUAAAAUAAUUCUGAAUUUGUGUUUGUUGUAGAUUGAGUGUACUGUUGAAAAAUACUGGGUUUUUGUUUUUUGUUCUGUUUUUUGCGUGCGUGCGUGCGUGCGUGUAUGUGUGCGUGAGUGUGUCUGUGUGUUGGUUUUUUGUUUUUUUUUCUUUAACUGACAAGCCAUGUUGAGUGGUCUUGGACCACUGCUUUUCCCCUAUGUGAGUCAAUACAUAGUGCUGCUGUGUGUGUAUAUUUUUUUUGUGUGUGUACUUGCUAAUUUUUAUUAAUUCUAGUUUUUCAUUAAAUAAAUUUGACUUUCUUUUCUGUAAUUCAGGUUUUUCCUCACUUUUUUUUGUACCUUUUUAAAGUUAGUGUCUUUUUGAUAUGCAUAAUUGUUUAUGGUAAAUUUAUAUAUAUGUUCGAUACAUAUUUUCUUUUCCCCCAUUAAUCAGUUCAUUAGAAAUAUUUUAAAUUUGACUAUUUUGUGAAGAUAAGAGUUCCAGAAAGGAAGGAUAACAUUGGAAGAAUUAUCAGAAGCUAUUUAAAGCAGCUAUAAGAUGGUCUGUCUCUCUCUCUCUCUCUCUCUCUCUCUUUCUCUCUCUUUCUCUCUCUCUCUCCUCUCCAGUUGAGUCAUACCUUCAGAUUUAUUCUUUGAAAGGUUUUAGGGCAUACUGAUUUUUUUUAAACACUGGAAAAAAAAAUCAGGCUCUACCCCCUCCCCCCAAGUAUCUUGGACAAAUCACAUAUGUUUAAAAUUUGUUCUUGUAUUUAUUGGUUUUGCAAAAGAAGGCAUCGUCUUACACAGUAUUUGUAAUUAAAAGCAAAUCAUUUGUUUAAAAAAAGGCAGUUUGCAAAAAAAAAUGUUUUUGGUCUUUUAUAAUUCUCAUUAAAAGAAUAUCUGGCAAAUUAAAAACUCUUAUGUGUCUGCUUUAGCUCUGAGUUUGAUUAAAAUCCUGUUAUUUUCCUGUUCAAUUCUGUACUUUAUAGCCAAAAGCAAUGUACCAUAUUUUGAAGUUUGGUAGGUAAGAGAUCUGUUCUUAAAGUAUAGCAGAAGAAUGGGUAGAUGGCCUCUGGAGUGCACAGUCUUGUUUUUUUCCUUCCUCUUGCUUACAGUUUG
This is a messenger RNA of Camelus dromedarius (Arabian camel), 4474 nucleotides long. It is a transcript of the gene SIAH1, whose product is annotated as siah E3 ubiquitin protein ligase 1. Gene Ontology annotation, molecular function: ubiquitin protein ligase activity; ubiquitin conjugating enzyme binding; zinc ion binding. The record is from RefSeq and is a predicted model, not a curated record. Gene Ontology annotation, biological process: multicellular organism development; proteasome-mediated ubiquitin-dependent protein catabolic process. The transcript has 2 exons. Gene Ontology annotation, cellular component: cytoplasm. Bases 2254 to 3102 code for a protein of 282 amino acids. NCBI's taxonomy places the organism in Eukaryota, Metazoa, Chordata, Mammalia, Artiodactyla, Camelidae.